Caenorhabditis sp. 36 PRJEB53466 is the source of this 611-nucleotide messenger RNA. The record is from the annotation of a GenBank genome assembly. Lineage: Eukaryota; Metazoa; Nematoda; Chromadorea; Rhabditida; Rhabditidae.
AUGAGUACCGAGCGUCACACAAGUGUCUGGGUCGGCAAUCCGACCGACUAUUAUUUCCAAGUACGCGCCAAGCACAUGUACACUUCCGAUGGGACCGUCGAUUCGGGCUGGACGAUUCUGAAGCCACGUGGCAAGUGCCAAGUGUUCGAGAGCAUCAAUUUCUGGACGGGACCACUGGCUUGGGGCCAGGAUUACUGGAAGCUGAUCGUCGUGAAAUUGGUCGAGACUGGUGGUGAGUUGAUUUUCAUGUAGCUCAGCUGUUUGUAGAGCUAUCAAAAAGUGGUCAACUAGAAAAAUGUUCACAACGGCUUAAUGAACAUUUUAUCAGUUGACAACUAUUUGAUAUCUCUACCAGCAACUGAGAUAUAACGUCUUGAAAAAGUUGUGGAUGGAGUAACUUUUUACUUUCAGACGGCGAUGAAUCCAACUAUGUGGUGGAUGGAAAGCAGCUCCGUAUCGAUUCGGCGUACAUGACCCAAAACGGGAAAUGGUUCGAUCUCGCGUUGUCGCCGCCCGACGAAGGACGUCCGAUGACGAUCAAUCUGGAGUUUCCGAAUGCGAUCUACGAUAUCGCGGCUACGAAAUAUUUCAAUGUUCUUUCCGAGUACUGA